Molecule: messenger RNA, 2845 nt
Organism: Oncorhynchus keta (chum salmon)
Lineage: Eukaryota; Metazoa; Chordata; Actinopteri; Salmoniformes; Salmonidae
Exons: 2
Coding region: 1290-2264 (324 amino acids)
Source: RefSeq, a predicted model, not a curated record
UACUCAUGUUUGUCCAGUGGGUGGCGCACUCGAGUCAGAUACAAAAAGAAAGUGGUCUAUUAUCAUUAUGUUGUAAUACUCAUGUUUGUCCAGUGGGUGGCGCACUCGAGUCAGAUACAAAAAAAAAAGUCUCUCUCCGUCGUCCUGACAACGCCGUGUAAACUCCCAGUGCUUUCUGAGGGACCAAAACAACACACACUGACUGGCAUGUUGUCACAAGAGAAACGACCGAAAACAUCAACAUGUCAUCGGGUUGACUGGUUAUGACUGAGUUUCGAAAAACGUUUGAUAUUUGAAGAAGAAGAAAGAAAAAGAGUCAGAAGAAUAGUACAUAAAGAUCUCAUUACAGACCUCCUCACUGGAUGCAGUGCAGUGGAUCACCAUGGUAAUAAAACGCAAGAUAUUCAACCUACCUGGAUCUCUCUCUCUCUUCAGACCUCCUCACUGGGGUGGGCUCCCAGUCGAAUCACUCGAACUUUGCCCCACUGAACGUCUCUCCCACUGUUAAUAGAGCCCCAGCUGCAUGGAUACUCCCACAGUGCUUUUCUCUGUCUCUACUUUACACUCUCCUUCUGACUAUGCCCUCCUGCACUUUUCUUACAUCGUGGAGAUCUCCCUUCUACACACUGCUGCAAUAUGGCAGAAUCCUUGGCACCUAAAGCACCGUAAUGGGUUCGGAACAUAGGCCCUCACAGAUUAGCAAAUAUAACCUAACAUGACCUGUUCAGGUAGAAACUCAACAAGACGGACAGGGUAUCUUCAGUCUGGCCCCCGGGUCUACGUCUGACCAAACGGCAGGCGUCAAAAACACCAGGAAUAUGAUGUAUCGUUUGAUCCGCCCCCCCCACUGAUCCUUUGAGAGGCGCCCUGCUUCGGAGAGCAAAGCACGACACAGGUUGAGCUCCGAGGCGCGUGACCAUGAAGCGUCCCUCUUCCUCUGGUCGGAGGAUGCACAAAAAAAUGAAAACAUUUCCAGUUUGUCCUUUACCCGGCUUGACACAACGUAUGGGUUUGGCCAAAAAGCAGGAAUCCACUCCAAAACUCUCCCUCCUACCCCUCCACAAUCAUCCCCGGUAGGAUUCUCAGGGAAAACGUUGUAAGUCUCUCCCACACCUGUUGCCUCAGGUAGGCCCACUUCAUCGUGGUCUGACUCAACUUCAGAGCGCUCCCCCCACUGCCCACCAGCUCCGUUUCCAGAUCCUCACGGUUCUUAAGAGAGCAGACAUGUAGAAGUACGUUGACUUGUUUCAUGUUCAGGAGACGAAGGACUUGAACUCAGCGCCGUUCUUAUGCCUUCGCGUCAUCUCACUUCUUCCGUCUUCCAGCCAAACGCCGUUCUUAUGCCUUCGCGUCAUCUCACUUCUUCCGUCUUCCAGCCAAGCGCCGUUCUUAUGCCUUCGCGUCAUCUCACUUCUGUCUUCCAGCCAAACGCCGUUCUUAUGCCUUCGUCAUCUCACUUCCUCCGUCUUCCAGCCAAGCUCCGUUCUUAUGCCUUCGCGUCAUCUCACUUCCGUCUUCCAGCCAAACGCCGUUCUUAUGCCUUCGCGUCAUCUCACUUCCGUCUUCCAGCCAAACGCCGUUCUUAUGCCUUCGCGUCAUCUCACUUCCGUCUUCCAACCAAACGCCGUUCUUAUGCCUUCGCGUCAUCUCACUUCCGUCUUCCAGCCAAACGCCGUUCUUAUGCCUUCGCGUCAUCUCACUUCCGUCUUCCAACCAAACGCCGUUCUUAUGCCUUCGCGUCAUCUCACUUCCGUCUUCCAGCCAAACGCCGUUCUUAUGCCUUCGCGUCAUCUCACUUUCCUCUUCCAGCCAAACGCCGUUCUUAUGCCUUCGCGUCAUCUCACUUCCCUCUUCCAGCCAAGCAGACAGAGCUCAGCAUCUCUCACCCCUUCCCUCUUCCAGCCAAGCAGACAGAGCUCAGCAUCUCUCACCCCUUCCCUCUUCCAGCCAAGCAGACAGAGCUAAGCAUCUCUCACCCCUUCCCUCUUCCAGCCAAGCAGACAGAGCUAAGCAUCUCUCACCCCUUCCCCCUUCCAGCCAAGCAGACAGAGCUAAGCAUCUCUCACCCCUUCCCCCUUCCAGCCAAGCUCCAUUCUUAUGCCUUCGCGUCAUCUCACUUCCCUCUUCCAGCCAAGCAAACAGAGCUAAGCAUCUCUCACCCCUUCCCUCUUCCAGCCAAGCAGACAGAGCUAAGCAUCUCUCACCAUGCUAUGUGGAUGUCUGUGGAUACAUACCUGGGGGCGUAUUCAUUAUGUCGAAUCUGAUGCAAAACGUUUCUUAAAACGGAAGCUAAAAAUCGAAUCACAUUUUAUACAUAUUUAACAGAUGUUAUUGGUCCAUACACAUAUUUAUCAGAUGUUAUUGGUCCAUACACAUAUUUAUCAGAUGUUAUUGGUCCAUACACAUAUUUAUCAUAUGUUAUUGGUCCAUAUUUAUCAGAUGUUAUUGGUCCAUACACAUAUUUAUCAUAUGUUAUUGGUCCAUAUUUAUCAGAUGUUAUUGGUCCAUACACAUAUUUAUCAGAUGUUAUUGGUCCAUAUUUAUCAGAUGUUAUUGGUCCAUACACAUAUUUAUCAGAUGUUAUUGGUCCAUACACAUAUUUAUCAUAUGUUAUUGGUCCAUAUUUAACAGAUGUUAUUGGUCCAUACACAUAUUUAUCAGAUGUUAUUGGUCCAUACACAUAUUUAUCAGAUGUUAUUGGUCCAUAUUUAUCAGAUGUUAUUGGUCCAUAUUUAUCAGAUGUUAUUGGUCCAUAUUUAGCAGAUGUUAUUGGUCCAUACACAUAUUUAUCAGAUGUUAUUGGUCCAUACACAUAUUUAUCAGAUGUUAUUGGUCCAUACACAUA